AUGCGCUACUGCCUCGGAGACCCAACUGAAUACGGUGCCAUCUGGGCCGCCCUCGCAUUUAUGCCUUUCGGUCUGUUCUUCGACUUUAUGGAUGGCAAGGUCGCAAGGUGGCGCAAGAAGUCGUCUCUCAUGGGGCAAGAACUUGACUCGCUAGCGGACUUGAUCUCCUUCGGUCUCGCUCCCGCCGCUGCUGCAUUCGCUCUUGGUAUCCGGACCUCGCUUGAUCACGUCUUCCUCACAUUCUUCGUUCUCUGCGGUCUGACCCGCCUCGCUCGGUUCAACGUGACUGUAGCCGUGCUGCCCAAGGACCAUACUGGCAAAUCCAAGUACUUCGAAGGCACGCCUAUUCCGACCACUCUGUCAAUCGCUUCCCUUAUGGCCUACUGGGUCUCUCAAAGCUGGACACACGAGAACAUCCCUCUUGGUCUUGUCGCAGAAGGUACCAUCUUCGAAUUCCACCCCGUGGUCCUGAUGUUCGUUCUGCAUGGAUGCAUGAUGGUCAGCAAGACGAUACACAUCCCUAAGCCCUGA
Molecule: messenger RNA, 531 nt
Organism: Penicillium crustosum
Lineage: Eukaryota; Fungi; Ascomycota; Eurotiomycetes; Eurotiales; Aspergillaceae
Exons: 2
Coding region: 1-531 (176 amino acids)
Biological process (GO): phospholipid biosynthetic process
Cellular component (GO): membrane
Molecular function (GO): phosphotransferase activity, for other substituted phosphate groups
Source: RefSeq, a predicted model, not a curated record